Molecule: messenger RNA, 1270 nt
Organism: Sphaerulina musiva SO2202
Lineage: Eukaryota; Fungi; Ascomycota; Dothideomycetes; Mycosphaerellales; Mycosphaerellaceae
Product: kinase-like protein
Exons: 2
Coding region: 1-774 (257 amino acids)
Source: RefSeq, a predicted model, not a curated record
AUGGAUCCUAGUAGAAUGGACGUCGCUAGAGCGGAGUUGACAUCGAAUCCUGAAGGGAAGGAUGGGUGUAGAAUCUCGCGACACUAUCAUAUUGUUCGGAAAUCCGGAACAAAAGUUCGCAGAGAGGAAGGAAAUGCGUUGAGAUUGGCCGGCACACUGGGCAUACCGGUGCCCGAAAUUUACGACAUUUCCAUCACUCCGGAAGGCAUCUGCAGUAUCUGUAUGGACUUUGUUGAUGGGGUAUGUUUGGAAGAUGCAUGGGAGAGCAUAGAUGCCGCAGACAAAAAUUCGAUUGCACAACAGCUGCGGGCCAUCAUCUCAACCAUGCGGGCUGCACAGCCCACAGCAACACCCACUCUCAUCGGAGCCUGUGACGGGCCCGCGCGUGAUUGUCGCUAUAUCAGCGAUUACACCGGCGGACCUUUUGCGACCGAGACAGCUUUCCAUGCUUUCAUCUUGAACCUCGGAAAGGGCACCCCACAGCUCAUCCGCGAGACACUCGUGGAGAGUUUGCAGGCCCAUACCGGACAUCGCAUUGUCUUUUCUCAUGCUGAUCUAUCGCCACGUAAUAUCAUUGUCCGCGAUGGCCAAAUACAGGCACUUCUCGACUGGGAGUUCGCAGGCUGGUAUCCCGAGUAUUGGGAAUACGUCAAAUUCUUUGACCGCCCCACGGGAUGCAAAGGCUGGUAUGACCUCGCUAUCGAUAUUUUCGAAACCCGCUACCCUUCCGAGCUUCUAACGUACCAGGCAAUUGCACGCUGGCAGCGACCAUAGUUUGCGCGUUGUGUUUGCGCCAUCCAUCAUUCUUCCUCGUCCUCCGCUUCUGCAAUGGCAUCAACCAUGCCGUCCAAGCCCCUCUCGUAGGCACUUGCCGAUAUGCACCCGUCUACCAUGAGCGUCUUGAGCGCUCUCUCGAUCCAGCUCUGGCAAUUGAAUUCUCUGCUCCAGUUGUCAAUAGGGAUUCUUUGCAGUACUAGCCUCAAUUGACUUGGAGUUGCAGGAGUUAUGAGGAAGCCGACUUCGAUCUGCUUGGCAAAAUUGCUGCUACUCGUCGGGUCAGAGUUGGUUUCUUGGAAUUCGAACUGGAACAUGCCCGCUGUGCCGGUGAUGUGAGCCAUGAUUGCAGGAGUGGUGGAUGGAUCGUCGAAUUGGAUCCAGAAUGCCGUGUGGCGAUACUGCUGGUAGUCGAGAGGACUUCCUUUGCAGACGAUAAUGCUUAUGUGCACGUUGUUCGGUGCGGUCAUGGUAGUUGGUGUUCCACAUUGUUACU